Molecule: messenger RNA, 3997 nt
Organism: Lagopus muta (rock ptarmigan)
Lineage: Eukaryota; Metazoa; Chordata; Aves; Galliformes; Phasianidae
Gene: NGLY1
Product: N-glycanase 1
Exons: 12
Coding region: 68-2023 (651 amino acids)
Biological process (GO): glycoprotein catabolic process; protein deglycosylation; protein quality control for misfolded or incompletely synthesized proteins
Cellular component (GO): nucleus; cytosol; cytoplasm
Molecular function (GO): peptide-N4-(N-acetyl-beta-glucosaminyl)asparagine amidase activity
Source: RefSeq, a predicted model, not a curated record
AGGCGCACUGCGGCGCUCGCCUGGCGCAGAGCGGGGCUGGAGGUGCAGGUCGUUGGGAGCCGGCGCGAUGGCGGGCUCUGCGGGUCUCUCCCUGCCGUCGAGCUCCCCCGCCGUCAGAGAGCUGUGCAAGAACGCGCGGGACACCUUCCUGGAGGCCUCUCGGCUGCUCCUCACCUACGCGGACAACAUCUUGCGAAAUCCUUAUGAAGAAAAAUACAGAUCAAUUCGGAAUGGAAAUCCAGCGUUUUCCACGAGGCUGUUACCUGUCAGGGGAGCAGUUGAGUGUUUAUUUGAAAUGGGAUUUCAAGAGGGAGAAACUCACAUGGUUUUCCCAAAGGAGGCAUCGAUUGAGCAACUACGUAAAAUCAGAGAUCUAAUUGCUGUAGAGAGGAGUAGCAGACUGAAUGAGUCGAAUCAAGUCCACAGAUCAGGAUCCUCUGAAACUGUAGCCAGCGCUCAGACAAUUGCACAUCAGCCUUCGAGACCUGUUGGCUCUGUUCCUGCCCCUGAACAUCAGCAGCCAGAAACAUCACUUCUGCAAUCUCUCAAAAUGGCUGCAGAUAUGUUGACAACACUUCAAAGCAAAUGUGAGCAUCUUAUAUUAGCAUAUGAGAAUACUUCUCUUCAGCGGAAAGCACUAGCUUUGAUUCCCCUCCAGCAAUUGAAAGAGAAGGCUCAGAAAAAGCUAGCACAAGCUGCAAGACUGGACAAAGGUGAACAUGUGAAUGAAGAGGACUUCCUGUUGUUGGAGCUCCUGAACUGGUUUAAGAAUGACUUCUUUCGUUGGGUAGAUAAUCUGCCUUGCAGCAGGUGUGGUGGCCAGACUGAAAUUAAAAGAGACUACCUCUCACCAACUGAUGAUGAUCUGAAGUGGAAUGCUGAUAGAGUGGAAAAUCAUUACUGCAGCCAGUGUCAGUUCUGUAAUAGAUUCCCAAGGUAUAAUAAUCCAGAGAAACUUCUGGAAACCAGAUGUGGACGCUGUGGCGAAUGGGCUAACUGUUUUACACUGUGUUGCAGAGCUAUGGGGUUUGAAGCUAGAUAUGUCAGGGAUUGGACAGAUCAUGUAUGGACUGAAGUAUAUUCUGCGUCUCAGAAAAGAUGGCUUCACUGUGAUCCCUGUGAAAAUGUCUGCGAUAAACCUCUCCUCUAUGAAAUUGGUUGGGGAAAGAAGCUUUCCUACAUAAUUGCAUUCUCCAAAGAUGAGGUUGUUGAUGUCACAUGGAGAUACAGCUGUAAGCAUCAAGAAGUACUCACUAGAAGGACAGCACUCAGUGAAGCUAAACUGCGUGAAACAAUUAACGCAAUCAAUAGAAAGAAACAACAAUCUUUGUCAGAAAGCAGAAAAAAAGAGCUCUUGGAAAGAACGAUUGUGGAACUUGCUGAGUUCAUUUCUCCUAAAACACCUAAACCCGGAGAAUUUGGUGGAAGGACAUCAGGUUCAAUGGCUUGGAGAAUAGCCAGAGGUGAAACUGGUUCAGAGGAGAGGAAAGAAGUGAUUUUUAUUCCCUCUGAAAAAGAGAAGGCUUCUAAACUUUUCCACCUCAUCUACAAUGUUGUAGAAGAUAGUUAUACACGGAUUUCCAAUAAUAAUGAAAAAAUAACUGGCUGGGGAACGGGUGUUUGGAAGGCAGAGUCUAUUUGGAGAAAGGUUGAAACAGAUUGGAAAAUGGUUUAUCUAGCCAGAAAAGAGGGGUCGUCCUCUGCUUCCAUCAGCUGGAAGUUUGAGUGCAAAUCAGUUGGUCUAAAAAUAGAUAACAUUUCAAUUAAGACAAGCAGUCAGACAUUUCACAGUGGAAGAAUCAAGUGGAGACUUUACUCUCCCACAGCAGAAGUUACUCUGGUAGGAGAUGAAAAUCUCUCCUCCUAUUCAGAUUUUUGUGGUGCAACAGAAGUUACACUGGAAGCAACUCUAAGUGGAGGGGAUGGUAAAGCUGCGUGGCAACACACACAGCUGUUCAGAAACAACUUAGGAGGAUGUGGAGAAAAUUGCUUGGAGAUGAUUAUAAAACUUGCUGACUUCUGAGAACCUGAAGUCAAGGAAUCCAAUGAAAUUCUCUUUAAGACGUCAUACUGUGGAAACAGCACGAAGUCUUGGUUGGCAGUUCCUGACUAUCCUGCAGACAGCUUAUUCCUAUUUCAGUCCUUCCAUUUUGCCAAAUGGAAACUGCAUGGGUACUGAAUAGGUAACCAUCACAAUGAAAGCUUUCUUUGCUUUGAAACUCAAAAAUUAAGGAUUGAACCAUUAAAUUAAUGCUCUUUUCUUAAACUCUAAAGAAAAGAAAGCAUUUCUUAGAAACCAAAAUGUGAUCGUAGGAGCACAGAGCAGUUUUAAUUUGGAGUUUUGUGGUUGGCUUACUGGUUAUUGGGGUUUUUGUUUUGUUUUUUUAAUCUACUUCUUGCAAAGACAAUGUGAAUUCCAUUCUUUGAUUACAACAAAUGCAUUGUGAUGAUUUUAAAAUAUUUUAAAAACUAAUACAAGACAAAUAUUUUCAAGGAUAAAUCUGAUUUUGUGUGAUAAUUAGCUGAAAUUAAGAGAAAUAUGAAAGCAAUCUUAAAAUGAUCUUGUUAUGCAUUUAAGUAUUAAACUUACGUUUAAUUAUUAUCUAAGUUUAAUACUUAGACAUUUUUGAAGGUAUGAUAGUAGACUAAUUUUGAAAGAAAUGUUCAUUAUGUACCUAAGAUUUUGUCCUGGCUUGUGAUGUGAAAUUGAGACUUAAAAAUGAAUAUCAGAUUUUUUUCUAUGAAAAAGAUUAUUCGUUAUACAUACUCUUUUACAAUAUAAAUUCAAAUCUAUGCACCUUUAAAAAGAUUUAUGUAGUGUGUAGGUGUUGAAAUCAUUUUUUACACUAUUGUCUUGAGGUGCUUUGAAUACCGUUCCCAAAUUUGGUGUAAAAGUGCAUACAAUUUUCUGUUACUGUAUACAAUGUUUAAGUUUCUUUGCAUUGGGUACAAUAAAACCACCACCCAGGAAAUUUCAGAUGUAGCAGUGCUGUGAAUAAAGUAUGGAGUGAGUGUUCUGCUUAGAUAGUCUUUAUCAGAGAAUUUAAAGAAGGCUAUGGCUGGAACACAUGAGAGUAGUUCUAUUAUAAGAUUAUAAUACAAAGUUUGAGCUACAGUUUUAUUUUAAAAUAAAUGAAAAUUAGGGAUGAUAUCCCUAAGGUCAGUGUGAUUUUAAAGCUUUUUUUCUUUCUUUUGCUCUUCUUCCUUUUCGUUUUUAAAUCUGACUCUUCCAACCACUGUAUUGACUUGAAACUGUUCUUGAAAGUCAUUUGUGUUGGAACAAAUCAAGCAUCUAUUAGGCUGUUUGGGUACUAUUAAAAAAACUGCAAGUGCACGGUGAAUAUAGGCACUGAAGUUAAGCCAAAGACAUCUUAAAAUAGUAGAUUACAGCAGCUCAGGAGUGACAGAAUGAUUCGUAGUAGAUGAUAUGCUUUUCCUUGGAAAACAAAUUGGCAGUUAAUGAGGGAAUAAAGAGGGAGUCUCACUCCCUUAACAGAAUGACUGAGAGACAGACAGGUAGCUGUAUGGAAGGAUGUUGGUCUGUACCUGACUAAUGCCAAGUGAAUUUGGCCAUUUCCAUUCAAAACUCCUCCUGCUUUAGUUUUAGCUAAAUGGUAGCUCAAAAUUUGAGUGGGAAUCAAAGUACUACAGUCUAGUCUUAAUGCAGUAAUGGAAGAAAGUAAUAAGAAAAAAACCCUCACCUUUUUGUUUCGUGUGACAAGUUAUUUCCUUUAUUUUAUUACUUAAAAUAGAGGACUAGCAGGAACUGUAAAGGAGUUUAACUGCAUUUCAUAAUUUGAAAACAGAAGGCAGAAUAAUUUUAAUAGUAGUAAUUAAAGUUACUACUAUUAAAAAAGUAAGUUUCUCACAGUUUUGGUUGUAACCUUUGGGGGAAGAGUAAUAACUUCAGAUAACUUAUUAAAGUCAUCCACUCAAGAAGGAGAGCAGGUAAUGUUCAUUAUUAAACUAUUUGAAUGAAUUAAAAAAAAAAAAAAGC